This is a messenger RNA of Hyposmocoma kahamanoa, 2039 nucleotides long. RefSeq names its product phosphatidylinositol N-acetylglucosaminyltransferase subunit Q (gene PIG-Q). The transcript is spliced from 7 exons. Bases 210 to 1685 code for a protein of 491 amino acids. The record is from RefSeq and is a predicted model, not a curated record. Gene Ontology annotation, cellular component: endoplasmic reticulum; membrane. Gene Ontology annotation, biological process: GPI anchor biosynthetic process. NCBI's taxonomy places the organism in Eukaryota, Metazoa, Arthropoda, Insecta, Lepidoptera, Cosmopterigidae.
AUUUUAUUUUAAUAGUCAAUUUCAGGCCAAAGAGAAUGUAAUCAACACUGAUUGAAUGACACUUUAAAUUAAAUUAUGUUUAUGAAACUGACACUGGGGGAAGCCUAGUGGCCGCCUUAUGUGAAGUAAUAAUAAAUACAAAUUUAUUACUAAUAAUCCAGUGAAAAUCUGCAAAACCACGUCGUAGUUAUUAUAGUGUUACAAUUUUCAUGAUAACGAGAAUUCCACCGAUUGCAAUGUUGCAACCAAUCCGGAUUAUGUUUCCCACGUUUCCAAUAAAUAACAAAGUAAUAACCUAUUUUACGGGCUACUUGAGUAUCACCGAGGUAGACGAAACUAUUAUUUACAUUACAGAAUACUCUACAAGUCCCGACCUUAUAAAACAUCAAAGUAAUGAUAACACUAUCUGUGGGUAUUGCAGUACAAACCUGCACAGAAAACACAAAAUAUCGAGCAGAACCAAGAACUAUCUAGUCAUAGAACAGGGUCAAUCUCUCCAAAUUAAUAAACUAUUACUAAGUGACAGAAAAAUUGAAGCUACAGACAAUUGUAUAAUAAUGUUAUACGACUAUGAAAGAAUGAAACAUUCUGAAGCAAUGUCAGAUACUGCAGAUUAUUUUUUCAAUUUAAAAACAUUACUGCAGGAUGAGCCCUGUGCAUUAAAGACAGACUUUGAACCGAUACUAAUGCAUACAUCAAAACUGUCAUCUUCAAUGUUUGCCCAACAUUUACUCAAUUAUUUCAACAUAUUAGUUUGGCUAGUUCAGUCUGUUAAAGGUAACAAAAAAAUUUCUAUUAGAACUGGGAACCUUAUUUUAGCAAUUUUGACAGACAUUAUGUUAGGUUAUUUAGCAUUGAAAUUAUUGACCAGCGAUAAAAAAGAACUUGGUGCCUUUUUGAUGGGAAUGUUAGAAAAGUUAGUAAACUUACUACACACUUUACUGAAAUGGUUGAUGGGGGCACCAGCUGGACUAAAACUGAAUAAUGCAUUCAACAAAAUGCUGGGACAGUACUUUUCCUAUCACAUACAACUUUGGUGGCUGUUUUUAGAAGUAUCAGGAGAAAAACUGGAUACAAUAUUAAAUGUCUACCAUUACCUUGGUUACUUAGGGUUUACAUUUCAAGCAGCAAUAAUUUCUGAUAUGAUAUGCAUAGCCACAUUCCAUUCUUACUGUAUUUAUGUUUAUGCAGCUAGACUAUUCAACAUGCAAGUAUCCGGAUUAAUCGCUCUACUUCGUCUGUUUGUUGGACGAAAGUACAAUCCACUAAGAGGUGGCAUAGAUUCCUGUGAAUACACCAACCAGGAACUUUUUGUUGGAACAGUAGCAUUCACAAUAUUACUGCUCUUGUUGCCUACUACAACUAUGUAUUAUAUUGUAUUUACUUUGUUUCGAUUACUAUCGAUUAUGGUGCAGUAUUCAUUAGCGAAGAUAAUUUAUGUGGUGCAAACGUUGCCUUUGUAUAUCGUCACAUUGUGGUGCGUACGCUCUCCUAAAGUUGCAGGAAACAUUUUAAUCGAAGUAGAAAGCAGUGAAGAAGGUUCGCCAUUAGUAUUAAGAGUAAAAUUAUUUAACAAAUCCCUUCAAGAAUUAGUGGAUCAAUUCAAACCUCCAGUAGAUGCACCUAAACAAUUUAAACUCACUAACGUCGUCUCUAAUGUAUGCAUUGGGAAGCAAAUAAUAUGACCUAUAAAGUAUAAUGAAAAAUAAAAUACACUUAUUGAUGGACUUAGUUUUAUUUUUAAUAUUAUUCAAUAUUACUUUACGUAGCAAUAAAAUAAAAACUGAUUGGUCACUGCAAACGUGAACAUAAAUGCUUAAUCACUUAAAUGUAAAUUGUAACUUACUGGGAUAUUUCUUCUUCAGGCUAAGAAGUAAUUAGAUUUGUUCAGCGUAAAUGUGUAAGUAUAGUUAGACAUUUUCCCAUUGACUUACAAUUAUAUGGACGUCGGGUCCGCGCUAAAAAGUGUCCGCACUUGUAAGGCGCUAAAAUCGUAUACAGAGCGCGACACUCCGCUUUAGUCUUCAUUUGUUCUACGG